Messenger RNA from Myxocyprinus asiaticus (Chinese sucker), 4104 nucleotides. It is a transcript of the gene ttc13, whose product is annotated as tetratricopeptide repeat domain 13. The record is from RefSeq and is a predicted model, not a curated record. NCBI's taxonomy places the organism in Eukaryota, Metazoa, Chordata, Actinopteri, Cypriniformes, Catostomidae. The transcript is spliced from 23 exons. Gene Ontology annotation, molecular function: protein binding. Bases 1 to 2484 code for a protein of 827 amino acids.
AUGGCACCUGCUGGCGGGGGUGUUGUGCUGGCGGCCGUGUUGCUGCUGUACUUGUGCGGUGCAAUUUUAUCCAGCGAGUAUUUCUCCACGUUGACCUUGUUCAACAGCGAUCUUCAUAAGCACGGCUGCAGCUCUCCGGCUGAGUGGGAGGAGUAUGCGGCGGAUUGCGAGUCAUCUAUCCUGCAACUAAAAGAUCCGGACUGCGAAGAGGGGAGUAACCUGCCCUGCGAGUCCAUCUUCUCACUCAAUGCAGAGAAAAUCCUUAAUCAGGCGAAGUUGUUUGUCGAACAGCGUCGGUUUCCAUUUGCUGUGGAAAACCAAAAUACCAAUGAAGAACUUGCCAUAGGAUAUGUUCUCAUUGGAAAUAGCCUGUAUGAUGAAGCUAUCAAACACUUCUCAUUGCUGCUACAGGGAGAUCAUGAGCUGGUCAGUGCUAUCUAUGGUCGGGGAAUAGCGUACGGCAAAAAAAGUCUACAGGACAUUAAAAACGCAGACUUGGCUCUGUAUGAGUUGAGUCGAGUCAUCACUUUGGAGCCCAACCGACCGGAGGUGUAUGAGCAGAGAGCAGAAAUUCUGUCUCCUCUGGGCCGCAUCAGUGAAGCUUUGUCUGAUCUGACUAAAGCCAUUCAGCUGCAGCCUUCUGCUCGACUUUACAGACACAGGGGGACACUGCUUUUUAUAUCAGAGGAUUAUUUGGCAGCUAUGGAGGAUUUCCAGCAGUCUCUGGAGCUGAAGAAGAAUCAGCCCAUCGCUAUGCUCUAUAAAGGCCUGACCUUCUUCCACAGAGGCCUCCUUAAGGAGGCUAUAGAGGUGUUUAAAGAAGCUCUUAAAUUUAAUUCAGACUUCAUAGAUGCAUAUAAGAGCUUGGGCCAGGCUUACAGGGAGCUGGGUGAUUUUGAGAACGCUAUGGAGAGCUUCCAGAAAGCUCUAAUACUGGAUCAGAACCACAUUCAGUCCCUCCAGCUCAGAGGAAUGAUGCUGUACCAUCACGGCAGCCUGCAGGAGGCCAUUGGCAACUUUAAGAGAUGUCUGCAGCUGGAGCCCUAUAAUGAAGUGUGCCAGUACAUGAAGGGUCUCAGUCAUGUGGCCAUGGGGCAGUUUUAUGAGGGCAUCAAAGCUCAGACCAAAGUCCUACUGAAUGACCCUCUCCUGGGGCAAAAGGCCAGCUCUGAGUAUCUCAAAGUCAAAUAUCUCAGAGAGUACUCCCGCUAUUUGCACUCUCAUUUGGAUGUACCUGUUGCUGAAUAUAAUGUUGAUCAAGAUUUACCAGGAAACUUUAAGAACCACUGGGCUAAAAACCUUCCCUUCCUCAUAGAGGACUAUGAAGAGCAGCCCGGACUUCAGCCUCAUAUUAAAGAUGUUCUACCUCAGAACUUUGAAAGCUACUCUGCAGAUGUUCAAAAGCUCAUCUGUACAGCAGAUCAUCUUGGCACGCUAAUGCAAUACGACACAUUAGGCUUCUUACCAAACCUCAGAAUACACAGAGCGAUGGGUUUGGCCACCAUAGAGGUGAUGCAGGCCAUGCAGCGUACUUGGAGUAACUCAAAGGUUCGAGUCAAUGGAAAGACCAGACAGCUGCAGUGGAGAGACAUGUUUGACAUCGCAGUGAAAUGGAGAAGCAGAAUUGCAGAUCCAGACCAGCCUGUGUUGUGGUUGGAUCAGAUACCUGCCAGGACUCUUAGCAGAGGAUUUAACAACCACAUAAACCUCAUCAGGGGGCAGAUCAUCAAUAUCAGAUAUUUGGAAUAUUUCACUAGCAUUCUCAGCUUUGUAAAGGACAGGAUACUGGUUUAUCACAGGGUAUAUAACCCACAAGGUCUUCAUGAAGUGAAGCAGGCUCUGGAGAAUGUGAAUAAAGUGGAGGAUCUACUGCCCAUCAUGAAGCAGUUCAACAGUAAAACCAGAGACGGCUUCACAGUUAACUCAAAAGUGCACAGUAUGAAGGAUCCUGGAAAAGAAUAUGACGGUUUUACCAUCACCAUCACUGGAGAUCGAGUGGGCAAUAUGCUGUUUUCUGUGGAGACUCAGACCACAGAUGAGAGGACACAGCAGUAUCAGUCAGAGAUUGAUGCUCUCUACAAAGAUCUCACUGCCAAAGGCAAAACUCUCAUGCUCUCAACUGAACUAGGGGAUGCAGAUGCAGUGUGUAAUUUAAUUCUGUCUUUGGUGUAUUACUUCUGUAAUCUCAUGCCGCUGUCCAGAGGCUCCAGUGUUGUGGCAUACUCUGUUGUCAUGGGAGCGCUAAUGGCCAGCAGGAAAGAGGUGCUGGGCCGGAUCCCAUCUGGAAAGCUGUUUGACUUUGAGGCGAUGACCACAGCCAGUCCUGAUCGCUUCAGUAAGACAGUCAAAAGCUGGAUGAACUUAAAGAGUUUGCCGAGUUGGUACCAGAACAUUCCAUCGGUUUCAGAGACGUUCCAGUUCACAAGGACCAUGAUUGAAGUUCUGAACACAGACUCUUCUUCACACUGUCCCAAGAAAUCUUGAACUUGAAAUGCCAUCCAGUUAUUGAAAACAUACAGUAAAGGGCCGGCUUUGCUAAGGGCAUCUUUGCUCAUAGUUCUCACUUUUACAUUGGUUGAGUUUUUACAUAUCAAAUUUCAAUUGAAAUUCAAUUGUUUUAUUUUAGCUUUUACUUUAAAAUGUUUCUAAUAUUUUCAGGGUUGAUUCCGUUUUGUUCAAGUUUUAGAUUACAUUUUACAAAUUUAUUCUGCCAUUUAUUAUGUCAUUUAAAGAAAUAGUUCACCCAAAAUUGAAAAUUGUCAUUAUUCACUUUUUCCAAAUCCAAAUUGUUAAUUUUUCCAUUGAACACAAAAGGGUAAUUUUUUAAGAAUAUGCUUUUCCAUAUAAAGAAAGUGACUGACGAAUGGGGAUGUCAAGUUUAAAAAUUAAAAAACAAAGAAACAAGUAUUCCAUGCCACUUCUGCACUAUAUUCUAAGUCUUCUGAUUCCAUAUGAUAGCUUUGUGUGAGAAACAGACUACUUAUUUACUAAUAAUUUCUCACCUGCCAGAUCUCUGAAAUUGACUACAAAAGUGGCACAUAGAUGCACGAUGGCAUGUUGCACCAUAUUUAAUUUGAGAGUUACAGCAGAGAGGAUUAUUUUCAGUGAAUAACAACUAAAAUUUCAAUUUGUUCCUCACACAUCAUACGACUUCAGUAGACAAUAUUGCGCCUGUUGUAUGAACUACUUUCAUUUUAACUCCUCCUCUUUUUUUUUUUUUUUUUUUUUUUUUUUUCGGAACUUGACAGCCACUGGUGGCUGUAUGCUUUAAUUGAAUGAAAAAGAGCAAAGUGGACAUUCUGCAGAAUAUCUCCUUUUGUUUCACAAAAGAAAAUAAAACAAGUUUAGAACAACAUAAGGGGUAGUAAAUGAUUAAUUUUUUUUUUUUUUUUUUUUUUGUGGUGAACUUAUUUCUUUAUAGUUUGGCAAUUGCAAGCAUCUGUUGUCACACUUUAAGCUGUUAAAAAAAGCAGGAAAUGUAGCAGGCUAAAUGAAAAUGUUAGAUAAAUGUCCUUCAUUUACAAAAUGUUUGUUUUUGAGGCAUUUAUAUUUUUGGUUUUAGAGUUGAAUCUGUGACAUCUUGCAGAGAUGUUCUUUGUAGAGUUAAUUAAGCAAUAUUCUUCAGGUUUGAGUUCCACUCUGAGUACUUGAACACAGUGAGGAAAGAUGUUUGCAAAUGUGUUUGUUUAAAAACAGGACAUAAGUUGUAUUGCUAUGUUCAUUGUCCACACUGGCUUGUGUGUAACUCUUUUUGUUGUAUCUGUUUAACGGCUAAAUAUUAUUUUGAUUUUAAGGAACACUGGGAACAGUUGCACCUCAAAUAAAGCCUCUCUUUGUUGCACUCAUUACAUAAUUUUAUUUUAUAAUUUUAUUAAGGUGGACCAUUUUAAAUAGUUUUUUUCUGUUUUCCUAUUCAUUUCAUGGUUGGCUCUUUAAUUUAUUUUUCUGGGAAGUAUUAAAGAAAAACAGUGAGUUUUCUUUUUCAGUAAGGGGAAGGAAAAUCAGGUUCUUUAAUGCACAAAAAAACAAAACAAAAAAAACAAACUUGAAAAUGUAAAAAAAUCUGUGAUUUCAUUUGAUGGUAUAGAGCCACAGUCAAUAAAA